AUGCCUCCAGUUCGCUCUCGCGCUCACAAAAAGCCGCCUCCAGCGGGGUUUGAAGACAUAGAAGACACCCUGCUCGAAUACGCGAACAAGAUGCGCGACGCGCAAAACGCCUCGCACGAAGGAAAAAAGAAGCACGAGGCCCUGUGGCCUAUAUUCCAGAUCUCCCAUGCCCGCUCUCGAUACGUCUACGACCUAUACUACAAGAGAGAGGCCAUAUCGAAGCAGUUGUACGAGUGGCUAAUCAAGAACGGAUACGCGGACGGAGCAUUGAUCGCAAAGUGGAAGAAGCAGGGGUACGAGAAGUUGUGUUGUCUGCGGUGCGUGCAGACCAAGGAGACGAAUUUCCAGUCAACCUGCAUUUGUCGCGUGCCGAAGGCGACGUUGAAGAAGGACGGCGAGGCAGGCGAAGGAGGCGGUGGGAUCCAGUGUGUGAGUUGCGGGUGCAGAGGGUGUGCAAGCAGUGAUUGA
Molecule: messenger RNA, 468 nt
Organism: Cladophialophora psammophila CBS 110553
Lineage: Eukaryota; Fungi; Ascomycota; Eurotiomycetes; Chaetothyriales; Herpotrichiellaceae
Exons: 1
Coding region: 1-468 (155 amino acids)
Biological process (GO): mRNA splicing, via spliceosome
Cellular component (GO): nucleus; spliceosomal complex
Source: RefSeq, a predicted model, not a curated record